AUGUCAUAUAACGAUAAAGAGAGUACCGAUCGUCAAAUUGAAGAAUUCAAACGAUCUUUUGCAUUAUUUGAUAGAGAUGGAGAUGGUAAAAUAACGGCUCAAGAGUUGGGAACUGUGAUGAGAUCUUUGGGUCAAAAUCCUAGUGAAAUGGAAUUGAGUGAUAUGAUUAAUGAAAUUUGUAUUGAUAAUUCAGGAUCUAUUACAUUUCCUGAAUUCUUAACUAUGAUGAUUAGAAAGGCGAGAGAUACUGAUAGUGAGAAUGAACUUAUGGAAGCAUUUAAAGUAUUUGAUAAGAAUGGCGAUGGUAAGAUCAGUGCAUUAGAAUUAAAACAGGUUUUAACGACUAUUGGUGAACAAUUGAGCGAUGAUGAUAUAAAUCAAAUGAUUACUGAGGCUGAUACCAAUGGAGACGGAGAGAUUGAUUUACAGGAAUUCAUUCAGUUAUUAUCAUCAUCGUCAAGUAAUACUCCUAGCACCGUUGAUGAACAACUAUCAAAAGAAAUUUUAACUAGUAAUCAGAUAGCUCAGUAUAGAGAAGCCUUUUCAUUAUUUGACAAGAAUAAAGAUGGUAAGAUAGAUCGUAGAGAAUUAGGAACAGUUAUGAAAUCUUUAAACCAGAAUCCUACUGAUUCCGAAUUGGAAGAAUUGAUUAAUCAAGUCGAUAUAAACAACGAUGGCACAAUUGAUUUCUUCGAAUUUGUAUUAAUGAUGGCAAAGAAAUUGAAAGAUACUGAUGAUGAAUUGGAAAUACAUGAGGUGUUCCGAGUUUUUGAUAAGAAUGGUGAUGGCAAAAUAAAUGCUGAAGAAUUGAAACAUGUUUUACAUUCAAUUGGAGAAAAUUUAACAGAUGAUGAAAUAAACUUAAUGAUAAAAGAGGCUGAUAUAGACAAGGAUGGGUUUGUCGAUAUAACAGAAUUUAAUCUCUUAUUGCAGCAGACUUCCUUUGCUUAG
Molecule: messenger RNA, 951 nt
Organism: Scheffersomyces amazonensis
Lineage: Eukaryota; Fungi; Ascomycota; Pichiomycetes; Serinales; Debaryomycetaceae
Product: calmodulin-like protein 12-like protein
Exons: 3
Coding region: 1-951 (316 amino acids)
Cellular component (GO): myosin II complex
Molecular function (GO): calcium ion binding
Source: RefSeq, a predicted model, not a curated record